AUGGGAAAGUUCUUCGGUACAGGUGUGAUUUUAGCCACGGCAUUUGUGCACAUGUUACCUGAAGCACUGGAAAAUUUCGAUAGUCCUUGUCUCAGCGAGGGAUGGAAAAGUUAUGGUUCAUUUGCCGGUGUAUUUUGUAUGCUUUCAUCUUUUGCACUUCAGCUUUUAGAACUCGCUGCUCUUUCCAACAUUGAACGUAUUCGUGCUCGAAAAUUAGAGGAGAAUCAAUGUAACGAUAUCGAAAAACUUGGCUACAAGACCAAGUCCUCAUCCUCAUCUGAAUCCACCGCCCGUAAUUCACCUGUUGAUCCACGUUUAGUUGUUGAUGAUCACGAAGGUCAUGUUCAUAGUGCCGGUCUCUUUGAAGAAGGAGAUCCAUUAAAACAUAUUGGUACAUUGAUCCUGGAAUUGGGUAUUGUCAUGCAUUCCAUCAUUGUCGGUAUCACACUGUCCAAUACAGGUACCGACGAAUUCAUCACACUCUUGAUCGCACUUGUCUUUCAUCAGUUUUUUGAAGGUGUGGCCUUGGGUACGCGUAUUAAUGAUAUGAAUAUCGCAGGCUGGCGUCGACCUGCUCUGAUGGGCACUUUAUUCAUGAUCAUGACCCCCAUUGGUUGUGCCAUUGGUAUCGGUAUCCAUUCCUCUUUCAACCCUAAUUCCAGUUCUUCUGUGCUCGCUAGUGCUAUCCUCGACUCUUUAUCGGCUGGUAUUCUACUCUACAAUGCCUAUAUCUCCUUAAUGAGCCAAGAUAUCAACCAAAAUGUCGAGUUCCGUCAAUCUCCUUUCACUCGUAAAUUCAUUUGUUUCAUGUCCAUGUAUUGUGGUGCGGGUUUGAUGGCUUUGCUUGGUAAAUGGGCAUAA
Mucor mucedo is the source of this 861-nucleotide messenger RNA. RefSeq names its product Zinc/iron permease. Gene Ontology annotation, biological process: zinc ion transmembrane transport. NCBI's taxonomy places the organism in Eukaryota, Fungi, Mucoromycota, Mucoromycetes, Mucorales, Mucoraceae. Gene Ontology annotation, cellular component: plasma membrane. The record is from RefSeq and is a predicted model, not a curated record. The transcript is spliced from 2 exons. Bases 1 to 861 code for a protein of 286 amino acids. Gene Ontology annotation, molecular function: zinc ion transmembrane transporter activity.